Molecule: messenger RNA, 901 nt
Organism: Eleginops maclovinus (Patagonian blennie)
Lineage: Eukaryota; Metazoa; Chordata; Actinopteri; Perciformes; Eleginopidae
Exons: 8
Coding region: 183-635 (150 amino acids)
Source: RefSeq, a predicted model, not a curated record
UUCUCUACGAUCGGCUGAGCCUGUUUACCUGUGCACCUAUUUACCUGCAAACCUGUGUACCUGUCUCCCUGUCUACCUGUCUCUCUGUCUCUCUGUCUCCCUGUCUACCUGUCUACUUGUCUACCUGUCUAUCUUUGUACCUGCAAGUCUGCAAACCUUUAGCGCUGAUCACGGACAGCAUCAUGCUCACCAGAAAUGUUCUUCUUGUGUCUGUUUUCAUCCUGAUGGCAGAGGGAGAUAUGGACUCUAAUGACGUUGGAAUACAAACCAUGUUGACAGAUAGAGACUCCAGUUCUGAUGAAGUCCCCACAGCGAGUAUAAACGCUGUUUCUUUGGAUCCCCCCGCUCCAGCAGCCAAUCAUGUGACAGCACCGGAAACAGCUGCAGCUGCUGCGAACAGUGUGGAAGACGAUGAAGAUGGGAAACGCGACUCUGAAGAAGGAGAGAAGAAGAAGUUUCGCUCAGCAAAACCUCAGAGCCCCGCUCCCCCGCCCCAAAUCCCCGCCCAUGUCAUCAUAAGCCCUGCGCAGCCAAGCCCCGCCCACUCCCUUGAGCCAAUCAUGCCGCAGCCAAAAGCUGCGGUGAGGAAUCGCACAUCCAAGAGACGGUCCCGGACCAGCCGGCGUCAGAUAUAAAGAUAAUAAAUCAGAUGAAACGUGUACUGUAGGAGCAAAUGUUAAACACACAUGUGAAACACACACUCAUUCUGAACAGCCCAAACGCUGCAGACACAUAGAGCCGUGUGAUUGGUCGGUAGAGUCAGAUUAUGUGCUCAUUUUACAUUAAAGACAAUCUUAUCUUUCAAUAGGUUUUAUACAAUUAAAAUUCAGUCUCAUUCAAGGUUCAUUUCAUAGUAUAUGGAACCUGAAAGAUAUGACAAAAUGUGUUCCUCAUGUGUUCA